ACAAGUUUAAGUUUACAUUAGAAACACAAAAACAGAAAGAAAAAAAAUGAAAAACCAAAGUAUCUCCAACAUUUUUCUCAUUUGCUUUUUUCUCAUCCUUGUUCUCAAUUUUGCAGAGUCCCAAUCAUGUAGGCCUAGCGGAAAAAUACGAGGCAUAAAGCCACCUCCGGGACAAUGCAAUCAAGAACACGAUUCCGAUUGCUGUGUACAAGGGAAAAUGUACACUACAUUCAAGUGUUCACCUCCGGUGACCGGAAAUACUAAAGCUACAAUGACAAUAAACAGUUUUGCAGCUGGCGGUGACGGCGGUGGGCCAUCAGAAUGUGAUAAUCAGUAUCAUUCAGAUGAUGAGCUGGUGGUUGCACUUUCCACAGGAUGGUUUAAUAACAAGAGUAGGUGCUUGAAAUAUGUUAAUAUCCAUGGAAAUGGAAAAAGUGUUAGGGCUAAAGUAGUUGAUGAAUGUGAUUCUACUAUGGGAUGUGAUUCUGAUCAUGAUUAUCAGCCGCCUUGUCCGAACAACAUUGUUGAUGCCUCAAAAGCUGUCUGGAGUGGCUUAGGAAUUUCCGAUCCCGAUGAUGUCGGAUCGUUGGAUAUAUCUUGGUCAGACGCUUGAGUUCUUUA
This is a messenger RNA of Mercurialis annua (annual mercury), 621 nucleotides long. RefSeq names its product kiwellin-1-like. The coding region runs from base 47 to 613 and encodes 188 amino acids. The transcript has a single exon. The record is from RefSeq and is a predicted model, not a curated record. NCBI's taxonomy places the organism in Eukaryota, Viridiplantae, Streptophyta, Magnoliopsida, Malpighiales, Euphorbiaceae.